Molecule: messenger RNA, 1245 nt
Organism: Beauveria bassiana ARSEF 2860
Lineage: Eukaryota; Fungi; Ascomycota; Sordariomycetes; Hypocreales; Cordycipitaceae
Product: NAPE-hydrolyzing phospholipase D
Exons: 2
Coding region: 1-1245 (414 amino acids)
Biological process (GO): N-acylethanolamine metabolic process; N-acylphosphatidylethanolamine metabolic process
Cellular component (GO): membrane-bounded organelle; cytoplasm
Molecular function (GO): N-acylphosphatidylethanolamine-specific phospholipase D activity; zinc ion binding
Source: RefSeq, a predicted model, not a curated record
AUGGGCGACGACGAGUCGUGGACCACGUCGGUCUCGAAAAUCUUCGAGGUCAAGGCCAUCCCCGAAGAGGCCAUUGCCAACCCGCACCACGUCACCACCAAGAGCGGCAAGCUCACCGGCUUCAAGAACCCGUACCCGUCCUGGUACAACCUCAACGAGCCCUCGCGCAUGUUCCACGAACUCAUCUGGCCCAUGAUCACCGGCAAGCUCUCCACGCCCGACACCACCCCGCCGACCGUCAACGUCGUCAAGCCCCGGUUCCUCGCGCACCGCUUCGCCUCGCCCAAGCUGCGCGCCACCUGGCUCGGCCACGCCUGCUACUACGUCGAGUUCCCCUCGGGCCUGCGCGUGCUGUUUGACCCCGUCUUCGAGGACCGCUGCUCGCCUUUUUCCUUUCUCGGCCCGCGCCGCUACACGCCCAAGCCCUGCGACCUCGGCGACCUGCCCGUCGUCGACGCCGUCGUCAUCAGCCACUCCCACUACGACCACCUCUCGCACGCUUCGGUGCUCGAGAUUCAAAAGCACCAGCCCGAGGCCCAGUUCUUCGUCGGGCUCGGCCUCGAGGCGUGGUUUCGCCGCAGCGGCCUGCGUAAGGUCACCGAGCUGGACUGGUGGCACGACGCUGAGCUGACGGUGAAUAAAGUCGGCGCGAGCAGCAGCGGCAGCGGCAGCAGCAGCGGCGUCGACCGCGGCGACGGAGGAGGAAAUAAUAAUCAUGAUGCCGGCACGAAUACAAUCACCGCCCGCAUCUCCUGCCUCCCCUGCCAGCACACCUCGGCGCGCACGCUCCUCGACAAGGACACGACGCUGUGGUGCUCGUGGGCCGUGUCCUCUGGCGGCCGCUCCGUCUGGUUCGGCGGCGACACGGGCUACCGCGGCAUCCCGCGGGGCCUGCCCGCCGGCACCGACGACUACGGCCCGGAGCACGCCGCGCUGCCGCGGUGCCCGCAGUUUCGCCAGAUUGGCGACCUGCGCGGGCCCUUUGACCUCGGCCUCAUCCCCAUUGGCGCCUACUUCCCCCGCGCCGCCUUUUCCGCCAUGCACGCCAACCCGUUUGACUCGGUCGAGAUAUUCAAGGACACGCGCUGCAAGCAGGCCAUGGGCAUCCACUGGGGCACCUGGGCGCUGACCAUGGAGGACGUGCUCGAGCCGCCCCGGCUGCUGCGGAGGGCGCUGGGCCGCAGCGGCAUCGCCGAGGAGGGCGUCUUUGACGUCUGUGAUAUUGGCGAGAGUCGUGAGUUUUGA